Messenger RNA from Sesamum indicum (sesame), 1172 nucleotides. RefSeq names its product peroxidase 4. NCBI's taxonomy places the organism in Eukaryota, Viridiplantae, Streptophyta, Magnoliopsida, Lamiales, Pedaliaceae. The record is from RefSeq and is a predicted model, not a curated record. Gene Ontology annotation, molecular function: peroxidase activity; heme binding. Gene Ontology annotation, biological process: hydrogen peroxide catabolic process; response to oxidative stress.
GUCCAUCCUUCACCUCUUUUCUUUCUGUGAAAAUUAUGGUUCACUUUUGUUUUUCUUCCUCUUCUUCUAUGAUUAUGAUCGUGGGUUUAUUAGUGGUGCUAGCACAUUUAAAGGGCAGUUCCUCGACUCACUUGUCCACCGACUUUUAUGAUAAAUCAUGCCCCACUGUGUUUAGUAUUGUGAAAUCAGUGGUUAAGUCCGCGGUGAUGGAGGAGAAGCGCAUGGGCGCUUCUCUCCUCCGCCUCCACUUCCAUGACUGCUUCGUUCAAGGUUGUGAUGCAUCGAUACUUCUGGACGACACUCCUACUUUUAAGGGCGAGAAGACUGCUGGUGGAAACAAUAAUUCGGUGAGGGGUUACGAAGUCAUCGAUCAUAUCAAGUCCAAGGUGGAAGCCGUGUGCCCUGGGAUUGUCUCGUGUGCUGAUAUCGUGACCAUUGCGGCUCGUGAUUCUGUCGUUUUUCUUGGAGGGCCUAAUUGGAAAGUGACAGUGGGAAGGAGGGAUUCCAAAACAGCGAGUCUUGAAGCUGCAAACAGUGGUGUGCUUCCAGGCCCAGAUUCUAACCUUAGCACCCUCAUCCAGAAGUUCCAAGACCAAGGUCUAUCCCCAACAGACCUUGUUGCCUUAUCAGGAACACACACCAUAGGGAAAGCAAGGUGUGUAGUCUUUAGAGAGCGGAUAUAUAACGAUACGAUCAUUGACGCUUCCUUCGCUAAGAAAAGACAACGGAGAUGCCCUAGAAACAGUGGCUUAGGAGACGACAAUUUUGCUCCUUUAGACAACAAAACUCCGAAAAUCUUUGACACUGCUUACUUCAAGAACCUCAUAGCCAAGAAGGGACUCUUGCACUCUGAUCAGGUUCUCUACGAUGGCGGAUCUACCGAUUCCCUCGUCGAAUUAUACAGCAAGAGCCCUGAAUCUUUCAACAAGGACCUUGUGGUUGCCAUGAUCAAAAUGGGCGACAUUAGUCCUCUCACCGGAUCGAACGGCGAGAUAAGGAAGAACUGCCGGAAGCCCAACUGAGUUGCAUCAGAAGAAGAAAACACAUUUUAUCAUAUGACAAUAAAAAGAUUAGGGUUUUUAUUACCCCAUAGUAGUAAAAGAAAUGGGCUGUUCUGCCAUGCUGUGUGUCCUUUGAAUUUGGAUUCAUAAUGAGUUUUCUUUGUCUAAAUG